UCGAAUUCUGAUUGGCUGCCAUUCUGUCAAGUUUGACGUAUGGGCAAUAAAUUUAUUGGGUAAUUAUUCAUCUAUCAUAUGAACAUCGUCUGAAUUUCAUGAAAUGGUAUGCUUUUAAAAUUUUCAGACAUUAAUAUUCAACAGAGAAAAGAUGGCGGGACAGUGUCGUUGCAUACUAUGAGACAAGUAGCUUAUUCUAUCAGUAGAGCACAAAGCUUAUAUCUUGUGUGUUUUCUCUAGAAUUUAUCUCUGGUGUCAUUUUCUGUAAUGUGUACGAAAGUAAUUAUCAUGUUAGCUAGCGUAAAAGGCUGAUUCACUGGUUCGCAACUUCUCCCAUCAUCACUACUCUCAUAUCCAGGUGUUCUCAGCUAAUCACCAUCAGGUGAAAUUGUUUAGGUAUUACUACAUUUAUCCGAUCGUCUGUGCUACAACUACAGGUACAUACGAAGAAAUGAGUCAACUUUCAGUGUUGUUGUUUUUCAUCUACAUAUAAUCAAGAUUGAUAAGUGAAAUGCGCACAUUAAACUAGAAUAUGUUUAUCACAGACUUUCAGCUUCACCUACUUUACUAUCCAUCAUUCUAAAAUACAAAAACAAUGAAAAGAGAUAUUGAUUUUUAGUGUUCUUAUUAAAAGCCAGACCGUGAUUAUAUGCAUAGGGAAGACGACAACAAAGUAUGCCUUACCGCUAAACAGAAUAUGAGUCAUUUAUAAACAGUUUGAAUAUUUAUACUAUGGGAAAAUGUGGGCGUAAGGGAGUUGAAUUACACUCAGCAAGUUAAUAAAAUAUUGAUUUUCUAAUAUUCGUUAUAAUGUCCACAUGAAUUUAAUUGGAUAUACUAUACGCAUUAUGGUCAAUAUUUAAGAAGAAAGACAUUCAGCGUACACAAAUAUAAAACCUCGAUUAUGUAUGAAAUACUCAUGUGUUAUAACUUAAUCUAUAUGGAAUGGAUAAAUGCUUGUUGAUUCAUUUGAUGUGUUGUAAUACAUUAUUUAUUGAUUCCGUCUGUGUUACAUCACAGUCAAUUAUUAAUCGAUCAAACUGUUCAAAAUGUUCCGAUAAUAAUGGUACACGGAAUUUAUUGUUCAAAUCAAAUACAACAAUCGGAAGUAACACGUUCAUCAACUGUACGAAUUUCGCUGGAAUUACUACUGUAGCUACUGUUCUUAACAGAAUAGAAGCUAAGAAACAUAACUACAAAUAUCUCCUCCAAUAUUAUCAAGUGAAACGGUGAAAACGACAAGAAAUGAGUCGUUUAACUAAAUCGCAUCCAAUCAAUAAACUAGUUUGGCGAUGGUCUUGGUUAUGGAAUUGUAUUUUAUUACACUUAUUCAUUCUCUCGGGAAAUACAUCGACAGUUCCUAUUGAAGAUAUCAAACUUGUGGAUGGCAGUCAGUUGGCGCAUGUACUUCUCGACACUGAUGAGUUGUAUCACAGUCUAACUACUAAAUCAGUGAUUGGUUCACCCUAUUUAAAUGUGGACACUGUUGGCUUACCGACUAGUAUUCGAUUUCCAGUUGAACCAAUCAGUGGACUGUUUUUAAUUCCAACCUCGUUCGAUGAAUUUAAAUAUUCAACUAAUUUCGAUAUGAUCGAUUGUCCAUGGAAUUUGACAGCAUGUGUUUCAGAUCAAUUCACAAUUCGAUUUACCAUGCAACCAGAAGAAUAUACACCGAUUCCUUCUAAAACUCAUGUCAUAAGUUUACUAGCCUCGCACUUCACUGGUGAAGAAACAUCAUGGGCACUACAAUUCUACAUUCUUCCCGGGUCAAAGUUAUCCAUCACUUGGGGUCAAUUACCAAACAAAAACCGAAUGAAACACCAACAAGUACACCAUUUCAUACCUUUGACAAUGAAUACUUGGAAUACAAUCGAAGUCACAGUCAAUUUAAAAUCGAAUAAGUUGACUUCAAAAGUUAAGAAUAAGCAUUCUAUUGAAUAUGAGACAGAUUCACUUGGUGAGCUUACUGAUACCGAAAAUGAUCGAACACUUAUGGUUACAAUCAAGGCUGAGGCUUUAAAAAACUUUGUUGGACUAAUGUUUGGACAAGCUUCACAACUACAAUUAACUAUUGAGCCAGGUAUUAGUUUCUUGUUGAAAGAUUUCCAUCUUGAAUCACCAGACAUGGUAAAGCGUCGUAGACCUAGACGUUUAAGCAAUCUGUUCGAUCAAAUACCCACCAACCCAAUCAAGUAUAUUUCAUCAGUUAAUUUUCCAGAAGGCAGUUUUGUCCGUUAUGACUUUCGUAACCGAUUACAAAGAUCUGUGGAAGAAGAAGUGUUAACAAUUAACUUCACUUUACCCUUUGGUGUCACUUCUGGUCUACUUUGGUUCAGUGAAGGUGAACAGUCAAAAAGUUAUGUGUAUAUCAAGGACUCAUUAUUGUAUUAUAUUUAUGCAAUUACUGAUCAAACUGGCAAGGCUCAACGAACAGUUACGGAGGAGAUAUUCUUGAAUUCAUCACUGGUCCCAGAAAAGCCUCAAGUUCUUCAGCUCAUACGAGAUAGAGAUAAUCUAACGAUUACGCUUGAUCAUCGUAGCCAUGCAAGUAGAUCAAUAGCUGGUCGAGCUCCUUUAGUGUCUACAGAUGGAAAAGUUUACUUGGGUGGAUCAAACAAUCCAAUCAGAGAUACAGAAGGCAAGGUGGAUAGGACAUUUGAAGGACGGAUUACAAAGGCUGAAAUAAUAAGAAAAGGUGAUAAUGAUGUGAAUCUUUUAAACGUUCUAAUGGAUCCAAAUUGGAAGGAUUCAGUUCAAAGAACAGGUAUCACAGAUGUUAGAUUUCGUCUACCUAAGGCACAACUUAUCAUUGGACCAACAUCAUCAAAUAAACGUGGUGGUUAUUCAUCUCUUGAGUCAGAAUUUUCACGGAUUCCUGUACCAAUCACUUAUAUGGGUACAGAAGAUUCAAUUGUACGAUUUGAUACUUGGAAUUUUGAGUUGUAUCGAUCAUUUAAAAUUGAAUUUUCAACUUAUGAACCGAAUGGGAUUCUGUUCUUUGUUGGACCUGAUCAAGAGCACAGAGAUUUUGUCUGUGUAGAAUUAUUCGAUGGGAAUGUUUACUUUGUCUAUGCAGUUGGCGGUCAUUAUAAGCAUAUUCAACUGAAUCCACUAAAUACUGUUGUCAAUGAUGGCGGUAUUCACAGUGUUUAUGUCUCGCGGAAUGCACAACAUCGAUUCACGGUAAAAUACAAUAAUCAGCUAGUCGAUGUUGAAGAGGGUAAAGAAGCUCACCAAGCUGCAUUUUCCACAUAUACUUACAUCGGAAGUAUCGACAAUGUGGGUCGAUUGCCAUGGCAUGUUUGGUCACGUGAAAACUUUGCCGGUUGUAUUCAUUCAAUUUUAGUGAAUGAAAAUAGCUAUUUGGACGUUUCAUCACGUAUGAUUCAGCAUACAGAUAUUGGUCGAGGCAUUCGAUUAGGACAAUGUGAAGUGCCUAAACAACGCUGUAACGAUAAAAUCUGUGGUGGUGGUCGAUGCUCUAGACGUUCAUAUCCAUUCUUGGAAGAAUUGAAUUUUGCCUGUGAUUGCAGUGAAUCGGAUAAAACAUUCCCAGAGAAAACAAUGGAUAUUCGUCGAUCUGUAGGGUGUCAUCGAGAUGCUCCAAUUCUCGAAAUGGAUGGUGAUAUGGUAUAUGUGGUUGAUUUUGAACAACAAAUCAAUAAAUUGAUUACACACACAGAUGACAUCAGUUUACAGUUCAAGACGGAUACACCGAUAUCAGGACAUGCUAGUUAUUUACCUUUGUUCUAUUCCGUAUCACGUGCAGAUAAAUCAUAUUUUCGUGUGGACUUAGUAGAUGGACAGAUACGUAUUCAAACGAAUAUUAAUCACAAGGGGAAACCACAUGCCUAUGAGGAAUUCUCUCUACCAAGUGCUAUGCUGAACAACAAUCAGUGGCACACGCUACAUAUUGCUCGUCGGGCAGACCACAUAGUCAUAUCUGUUGACAGAGCGUCUGUAACCGGGAAAAUACCUUUACUAGAUCCUCAUGAUACAUUCCAGUUGAUUGCACAACAGAUCUAUUUAGGCAGUGCUGGACCACCGAAUUUUGGUUAUUACCAGGAUCCUGCAACCAAGAAAACAAUGCUACCACCAGGACCAAGAUUUGUUGGUGAAUUUAGAAAUUUCUUUUGGAAUCAGUAUGAUUUAAUUGGGACCAAAGUCUUCCCAACCAAGUAUACAGCACAUUUAUUGAAUCCUCCGGCUAUCAGACACACAUUCCCAGUAUGGCCUAGGGAACAUACAUAUGCCAUAACUUGCAAGUCUGGUCUUAUCUAUGCGCAUCUGGAUCGACCGAUUGAAAUGAAAAAUGGAGGUGAUACUUGGUUAAUUGAAUUCAAAACUAAUUAUGACGGAAUAUUGUUCCGGGCUCGUGAUAUACGUAACCCUGAUCGAGUUUAUAUCACAGCGAUAAUUCUUGGCGGUCGUAUACAUAUUGUUUAUUCACUAGACGAUCAACAAGGCGUUUAUCAGUUGACUGGUGGACCGGGUGCAGACAAUAUGGCUGAUGGAAACUGGCAUCGUCUUGCAAUUACACUAAGAAAAUAUAACAAAGAAAUUUUAGCCUAUUUAGAUGGUUACUCGAACGAGUAUUUAGUUGGUAAAAAUUUACGCGUAGAUUUAUUGUCUCGAUUUGAUGUCUUCUUCGGUGGUAUACCUGAACAUGACUGGUCAAAACUGUUGGGUGUAUUACGUCGAUAUGCUGACUCAUCUUUGGCAAUGAGUGAAGUUAAAACUGGACAGCAACCUUCGUUGACCGGAUGUAUUGGAUCAUUUAACAUCAGAGCUAAUAACUUCACUGAUAAUUUAUUAAGGCUAUACGAUAGUUAUUUAACUGCUUAUCCACCUAGUGAAUUAGUCCGUGGUUAUUGUUUAGAUUUAAGGCGUUGCACACCAAAUUUCUGUCGCAAUGGUGGAACAUGCAGACAGAUUUCAGAAAAAGAAGUUCAAUGUACAUGUACAGGAACUGGUUUUGAAGGGCCUAGAUGUGAAAAUCCUAUCCUUGAAUGUCCACCAGGUUAUUGUAGGAAUAAUGGACGCUGUCAAAUGAUAAAUGGUCAACCAGUUUGUGAUUGUUCAGGUACCGGUCAUACUGGUACAAUGUGUGAAAUCAGUCCAUGUAGCAGUGGUACAUACUGUCAAAACAAUGGACGAUGUUAUAUGAUGGGGUCAGUUGCAACAUGUGAUUGUAAGGGGACUGGAUUUCAGGGAGGUCGUUGUGAACAGCCAAUAUGUAGGCCUGGUUAUUGUAGAAACAAUGGAAUAUGUCGAGUUGAUUUAAGCGGUCGUCCAACAUGUGAUUGUCGUACUACUGGAUUUUAUGGUGAAUAUUGUGAGAAACAGUCGUGUUCACCAACUUUCUGUGAUAAUGGAGGUUAUUGUCGUACUGAUGCAACAGGUGCUCCUGAAUGUGUCUGUAAGGGAACUGGUUUUACAGGUCCAAGAUGUGGUACACCGAUUUGUAAUUCUGGAUUCUGCGCUAAUGGAGGCCGAUGCUACAUUGGAUUUAAUGAUCAACCUCAAUGUAAUUGUACGAGAACAGGAUACUGGGGUGAUCGUUGUCAAGUUCCUAUUUGUACGCCUGAUUACUGUUCAAAUGGUGGUCAUUGUAGGAUAUCAGAAGAUGACAAACCGUAUUGUGACUGCCGUGGUACUCAGUUCACAGGAUUCCUUUGCAAAGAUCCAGUUUGUACACCUGAUUAUUGCGGUAGAGGACGUUGUUCAGUGGGACCAGAUGACAAACCGAUAUGUGAUUGCACAGGGACUGGAUUUUCUGGACCAAGAUGUCUUGAUUCCAUAUGCACUCCAGGUUACUGUGCCUACGGAGGUGUGUGUACGGUUGAUCUUCGCACACAGCAGCCCAAAUGCAAUUGUAGAGGUACUGGUCAUGAAGGUCCACGAUGUCAAAGUCCAAUAUGUCCAGUUAAUUAUUGUGCAAAUCAUGGUGAGUGUAGGGUUGGGCCUGAUGAUCGUCCAUCAUGUGACUGUUCAAGAACUAACUAUGCUGGUCCAACAUGUAAUAUACCCUUAUGUCCACCGAACUACUGUACAGGACAUGGUAUUUGUGUAGUUCGACAAAGAAACCCUACCUGCGAUUGUUAUCCAGGGUUUAGAGGAUCAAGAUGUGAAAUAGAGGUGUGUCCACCGAAUUACUGUAUGAAUGGUGGUACUUGUUACCCUGGACCAGAUCAUCGUCCACACUGCACAUGUUCUAUCAAUUUCGAAGGCGAACAAUGUGAAAUGCCUAAGCAGUGUCCACCGGAUUAUUGUCUACACGGUGGUCGAUGUGAAAUGGUUCGAGGAAUACCGAAAUGUGAUUGUCUAGGCACAGAUUACAAGGGGACGCAAUGUGAAAUACCGGAAACAUGUCCUCCAGGAUAUUGUCAAAACAAUGGGGUUUGCUUAGUGAAAUCUGGAAGUUAUGUAUGUGACUGUACAGGAACUGGUUAUCGCGGAAAGACAUGCACAGAGCCUAUUGCCUGUCCACCAAACUAUUGUUACAAUGGGGGAGUUUGUUCAGUUUUUCCAGGAAAUGUUUAUCGUUGUGACUGUUCUAUGACUGCACGAACGGGAACUCAGUGUGAAAAUGAUGCUCAUGGUAUUCAUAUUGGUUAUGAAAAGGACGGUUACGUAAUUUAUAAUUUAAUACCAUCUGUGCGUACUGUUGAAGACAAUGUUACUCUUGGUUUCAAAACGUAUAUGGAUUCAGGUACUCUAGUCACUUUUAUGACAACUGAUGGAAGACACUGGGCAAUAAAGCUGCGUGAUGGACGUAUUGUUAUCGAUUCGGGUGGAAAAAUCUCUCAUGAUUUUGGAAUGCGUUCAAAUGAUGGCAAUUAUCAUAUGUUGAAUGUUGAACGGAAGGGUAGGACAAUGAUUGUUACACAAGAUGGAGAAGUGCUUCGAUUAUCAUUACCAGGUUUAGUUGAUCCCUAUGACAACAGUAUCACCUACAGUGCAAUUCAUUUAGCUGCUGAUGAAAAGAAAUCUGAUAUAUUCCGUGGUGUAAUUGGAGGAUUACAUUGGAAUGGACGAUAUCCCAUAAAUGAUUUACAAUCUGGUAGAGUUACAUCAUCUGGGACAGUUAUAGUUGUGCCUACACCAAGUUUCCCUAUACUUCCACCGAAACCUCAACCUGAGUGUAUACCUGGUUACUGUUUGAAUGGAGGCAGAUGUUAUGCACAAGAUUAUCAACGAAGAUGUGAUUGCCGUUAUACUGCCUACAAUGGAGCACGAUGUGAAAGACAAGCUCGAGGUUUUAUGCCAUAUAGAGAAGAUAAUGGAGCCUAUGUGAUUUAUCAUAUUCAGCCGUUGAACAGAACCAAUAAAGAUCAUCUAAGAGUUGCUUUUCAAACCUGGCAAUCGGAUGGACCAAUUGUACGUGUUAUACAAACAGAUGGAUCAUACUAUGAAGUAUACUUGCGUAACGAAAAACUUUUCGCUAAUAUCAAUGGUGCCGAAUUCCGUAUCAGUAAUCCAUCACAGAUAUUCAACGAUGCUAGAAUGCAUGUUAUCACUAUGGAUCGUGAUAAAGCCCAGUUCAAUUUCACAGUCGACGGACAUCAUACAAUGUAUAAUAUACCAAGUAUUGUAUCUGUGGACGGUUCUUUGAUAUCACAAGAGAUUGUUCUUGGAGCUGAUCGAAAUUACCAAAAUACUUUCAGAGGAGUUAUUGGAGCUUUCUACUGGAACGGACAAUAUUUAGUCAACGAAGUCGGUUCUCUUGUCUCCAACGCUAAAGUCAUGACGGGUCCAGGAAGAAAUGUAGCUAAAAAUAUGGAUGAGAUAGUGGUCGUCCUUAUGCCAGAACUGCUGAAACCAAGUGGACCAAUUAAAAAACCAGAUAUUGGACCACUACCUGAAGCGUUACCUGAAGGAACUAUAGCUGGUGGAGUUGUAAUGCCUGGAUUGGGUACAGGUAAUGCUGAUCUUGGAGCACCAAUCUAUGUAUCUGAUGGGAAAGUGUUUGGUGCUGGUGCAACUGGUAUCAAUGCUGGCACAGGACUUAUACUAUCUCAAGCUGGUGGAUUAUUCGGGUUGGGUGGUGCUAUGGUUGAUGCACUUCUGGCUGGAUUACUCCUCGCUUUGUUAUUAUUAUUAUCUGCUUUAAUAUGGGCUUGUUGGCGCUGUAAACCUGGAUGUUGUGGUUGGUGUGCUGGAAAAGCCAGUGGCAUAGGUGGUGGUGGACGCAGUGCAUGGGAUCGAUUAGCUGCAGUGUGCUGUGCUGCACCAGAGAGUGCAAUUAUUGUAAAAGAAAAGAGACAUUUACUAAGUGACAAUGGUAACGUUGGAGUAGUUGAUGGAGUGACUGGUGGUGGUAUGACUGCAACAAGUCUGCAGUCCCUACAGACUCAGUCACGCAUCAUUAAACCUCCUUUAUCAGUGACAAAUUAUCCUAUUGGACAGCAUCAUAGGCUGGAUCUUGGUGAUCAAAUUGAAGCAUCUGGUAUUUCAACAAUACGCAUUGAUCAGCCUAUUAUGGAUGAUUUAAGCGCUCGUCAAAAUGUUUACAAUAUGGAGGGUAUGAAAGUUGACUGUGUUGUCAUCACAAAGAAUAGUAAAUAUGUUGUAACUGGUUCAGGAAUGGGUCCACCACAAGUUUGGGAUACUCAGUCAGGAGAUUUGUGCAAAAUCAUGGAUGGUCAAGAGUUUGGUUGCACAGAUCUACAUUUAGCCUGUGAUGAUACUGUGCUUGUCGCUCAGGUUGUGGAUGACAUCGCUGGCCUGGAUACACUGAAUGAACCGAGUGAAAUCAAGGUGAAACGUCUGCAAUUAUGGGAUUUCGCGUCAGGUAGACAACUUGAAAUGCCAAUGGAAAUCAUGUGUACAGCCACGUGUAUAACACGUUCAAGUGAAUAUGUGAUUGUCGCUCAGGUGACACAAGAAGGACCAGCUAUACUUGUCUGGAAUUUACCUGGUAAUCAAUCAGAUCAUAUUAUACCAUAUCAUCCAGUCAAUUCAUUACUGAAAGAUUCUAUCACCUAUCUAAAUAUCUCUAUGGAUGAUCGCCUUGUUGUUGCUGGACUGAAUAAUCCCACAGAUGAAUUGGCCUACUUUAUGGUCUUUGAUUUAACUGCUAGUUAUGUAGGUGUACAUCAACCUAAAUUUAUCACAUUCAAUGGUAAAUGUGAAGCUACUGAGAUUAUUGGAAACGAUGAAGCUGUCACAGGCACACGUCGAGGUGAAUUAUUUGUCUGGAAUUUGUUAACUGGGCGAGUUAUGCGUCAAAUUCAAAUUAGUGCUACCCUUGAAGGUGGAAAUCCAACUGUACUACCUCCACACACUGAGACAAUUCAUUGUGUAAAGUUAUCCGCCGAUGGGCAUUAUUUAGUCACUGGUUCACAGGAUCAAUUGGCUAGAAUUUGGACAAUGCCUGAUGAACGUCUACUGCAUACACUGGAAGGACAUGCUGAUGAUGUUUAAGUGUAGCCAUCUCAAUAGACUCUGAGGUAGUGGUCACAGGGAGUUGGGAUGGUUCAAUUCGUGUAUGGCGUGUACGAGAUGGCAAUCAAAUGUGUUGGUUCACCUCGAAUAUCGAAAUACUACAGGUGAAGAUAAGCAAUGAUAAACGUGCUUUAGUUGCACUCGGUGAAAGAAGUGGACAUCGUAAGCUAAUCAUGUUACAAGUGUUACGUAAUCGAACAAGAACUACAACUAAUCUACGUACAGCUGGUUCACGUAUGACUUCAUCUUUAUCGCCGCCAACACCAGGUUAUUCACCAUCAUCACCAGUUGUGAUGGCGUAGAUCUUGACGAUACUGCACACAUGUCAAAUCUUACAAAAUGUGAUCGCUUAGUGUACUACUUUCUUCUGUUCUUGUUGUCAUCGUGGUCGUCUUCGUCGUCGUUCUCACUGACGUUCUCUCUCUCUCCUUUUCUCUUCUCAGUCUUCAAAACAUAUGCUAUUCACUAACGGCAAUCCCAUCUCGUUUAGAAUUUGAAACACUUUAAAAUUGCUGAUAUCCUACGUUGACAUACAACAACACUAUGCGUGUGUGUGCGUGUACGUGUACGUGUCUAAUCCUUGAAUUAUAAAUGUGAAUUUAUUAUACUUAUGGAGCACAACUUAAAAUAAACGGGAGAUAUGCAUACACAACAUGCACAAAAAAAAACCAUAUUUAAACAAGGCUUCAUUGAACAAUUUUUUUCAUAUUGAACCGAUUAACAACUUACUGGUUUAUCUCAAUUGUCCUUAUUUAUUCGCAUACACAGUAACAGUGAAUUAAUAAAAUCACAUAAACAGGAAAAUUAUUUUUAAAAAAAUAAGUACAACCUUUUACAGUAUUACUUUCUAUUACUUUUUUGAGUUGCUUCUAUUUAUAAAAUAGAAAAACAGACCGUUGUUUGUUACAUGUACGCGUGCACACACACACACACACACACAACUGCAAGUUGUUGCGCACACUCAACACACAUCUAUAAAUAAAAAACUAUGGCAUAUGAACACAUUGAUCAAACUGAUAUGAUGCAUUUAGAGUGAAUCAAUCUUUUUAUUCAUUGAUAACUACUAUUCAGUAUUAUUAUUAUCCUGCCUUUCUUCAAAUAAGUGAAUACACAAUCUAUAGGAAAAAAUGGUGACUUCUUCAAUCAUGCUAGUUUCUUAUAAACUUUUGUUGUUUGCAUUGUAGUUGCCUUUUUGUUCACUCAAACUUAAUCUGCAGAUAUUUUUAAUGAUGUUUAAGUAUAAUCUGUAGUUGUGUUCAGUUACUUUUAUGGUCUCAGAGAGCUUUUUGUGCAUGUGUGUGUGUGUGUGUAUGAACAAGCAUAUGUCUGUUGAUGGCUUCUUUCUCUCUGCUUAUCUUCUUUAUUGCUAGGCUUACAGUCAUUUAAAAAAUAAAUUUUUAACUCUUUUUUAUCAAAAACUGUUCACUAUGUUUAAAAUUGCACAACAAAGUAACAUAGAGAAAUAUUUAUUUGAUGUCUAUCAAAUACCCUAUGUAUUUUUUGCCCUUCCAGGGGUACAUAUUUACGCCUAUAUCAUCACUAUAUAGUGCUUUUUUCCAGCUUGAUAUUUACUUUAUUCUCAAGCCUAAUUUGCUUCAAUAGUGCCGACAAACCAACAAGCAAGCAAGCAACAACAGCAACUACUACUACUAUUAUUACUUUGUCAAUAGUAUUGAAACUUAUUCUAGGUAUUCUGAAUGCAUACACUUUAAUUAUAAUUUAUCAUAUCAUACAAAUGAAAUGGUUUAUCGAGUCCCAAUGACUGACCGAUUCAUUUUACUAUACUUGCUACCUAUUUAUUUAAAUAUAGACACUAAUCAAUAAUUCAAAUUUUAUUAGUACUAUUCAUUUCUGAACUACAUGUUACAACAGCAAUAAUAUCAACAAUAAAUCACUAUAAACUAAUGAAUAUUCACUUUUAAUCAGUGUUUCCUUUUUAGAUGUUUCAUUUUGUUGUCUUUUUGUGCUGAUAUCGUUGUUAUCCUUUAUUUCUUUCAUUGUUUCACAGUCUCUCUUUGUUACACAACAGCCGUAUUUUUAACUGUGAAGAGUUUAAUUCGUCCAGACUAUGUGUCUGUCUAUCUAUUAACGUCUGUUUGCCUAUCCACUUAUCUAUCCAUCAGUUAGAGUGUGGAUAACUUUUUUUGGCCUUUUCUGACCUUGAUAAGCACUCUUAUGGAGUUGGGCUUGAGCGUAGAGUCUAAUUCAUUAUUGCUAAACAGCAUCGCUCUUAACUGUCCACUAUGUAUAAAGAAUAUUUUUUAAGCCCAUCAUCUCACUUAACAGUGGUAGAUAAGAAAAGCAAACAGAAAUGAAAAAUCCCACUGCUUUCACAUCUCACAAAAGAAUUAUAUACAAUAAUGUAUGAACACUAUUUCAUGAAAAAAAAAGUUGCUUGUUUUCUGCCCACAAACAAAUAUACACGCAUACACACACAAAAAAUAGAGAUAAAUGAACAACACUUCAGAUAGUUAAUUCAUUUAUUUAAUUCAAAUGUUAUUAUUAUUAUUAUUAUUAUGAAUACUGUCAAGUUUAUUGUAAAAUACAAUUUUGCUUAC
This is a messenger RNA of Heterobilharzia americana, 12005 nucleotides long. The record is from the annotation of a GenBank genome assembly. Lineage: Eukaryota; Metazoa; Platyhelminthes; Trematoda; Strigeidida; Schistosomatidae.